AUGGGUUGCGUGAAGUCAAAGGAAGCUGGCGUCCAAGAGAAGAUGGUAAAAACCGACCCCGACCCCGGCCCCAGCCUCCAGCAGGGCCAUUACGUGAGGGACCCCACGGCCACCAACAGGAGGAACAAUAAUGUCCCCGGAGUGGCCGUGCCCCAGCCGGAGGAUGGCUCGGAGGACAGCGUGGUGCUGGCGCUCUAUGACUACGAGGCGAUUCAUGCUGGGGACCUGAGCUUCCAGAAAGGGGAGCGGCUGAAGGUGCUGGAGGAGUCAGGGGAGUGGUGGCAAGCGCGGUCGCUGGCGACAGGGCGCGAAGGCUUCAUCCCCAGCAACUACGUCGCCAGAGCCGACUCGCUGGAGACAGAAGAGUGGUUUUUCAAGGGCAUCAGCCGGAAAGAUGCGGAGCGGCAGCUCCUUGGCCCUGGGAACAUGAUCGGGUCCUUCAUGAUAAGGGACAGCGAGACGACGAAAGGCUGCUACUCGCUGUCGGUGCGGGACGGGGACGACUUGCAGGGCGGCACAGUGAAGCAUUACAAGAUCCGGACUCUGGAUAAUGGCGGAUUCUACAUCUCCCCACGCAGCUGCUUUGACACGCUGCAGGAGCUGGUCCAGUACUACAAGGGGCAAAGCGACGGGCUGUGCCAGAAGCUCACCUACCCCUGCCGCAUGCCCAAACCGCAGAAGCCCUGGGAGAAAGAUGCCUGGGAGAUCCCUCGGGAGUCACUGAGGCUGGAGAAGAAACUGGGAGCCGGGCAGUUCGGAGAAGUGUGGUUGGGUACCUAUAACAAGCACACCAAGGUGGCGGUGAAGACGAUGAAGCCGGGCAGUAUGUCUGUGGACGCCUUCCUGGAGGAGGCGAACCUGAUGAAGACGCUGCAGCACGACAAGCUGGUGAAGCUGCACGCGGUCGUCACCAAGGAGGAGCCUAUCUAUAUCGUCACCGAGUUCAUGGAGAAAGGGAGCUUGCUGGAUUUCCUGAAGAGCGAGGAGGGGAGCAAGCAACCGCUCCCGAAGCUGAUCGACUUCUCUGCCCAGAUUGCAGAAGGAAUGGCUUUUAUUGAGAAGAGGAACUACAUCCACAGAGACCUGAGAGCUGCCAAUAUCCUGGUGUCAGCAAUACUGGUGUGCAAGAUUGCAGACUUUGGACUGGCCAGAGUCAUUGAAGACAAUGAGUACACAGCCCGGGAAGGUGCCAAGUUUCCCAUUAAAUGGACUGCACCAGAAGCCAUCAACUACGGAUCUUUCACUAUAAAAUCAGAUGUCUGGUCCUUUGGGAUCCUCCUGACCGAGGUCAUUACCUAUGGGCGCAUCCCGUACCCAGGGAUGUCGAGCGUGGAGGUGAUCAGGGCCCUGGACCGUGGGUACCGGAUGCCCCGCACAGAGAACUGCCCCGACGAGCUGUAUGACAUUAUGAUGAGAUGCUGGAAGAUCAAACCGGAGGAUCGUCCCACCUUUGAGUACAUGCAGAGUGUUUUGGAGGAUUUCUUUACUGCAACAGAGAGCCAGUAUCAGCAGCAGCCAUAA
Molecule: messenger RNA, 1521 nt
Organism: Gavia stellata (red-throated loon)
Lineage: Eukaryota; Metazoa; Chordata; Aves; Gaviiformes; Gaviidae
Gene: HCK
Product: HCK proto-oncogene, Src family tyrosine kinase
Exons: 12
Coding region: 1-1521 (506 amino acids)
Biological process (GO): cell surface receptor protein tyrosine kinase signaling pathway; protein phosphorylation; innate immune response
Cellular component (GO): extrinsic component of cytoplasmic side of plasma membrane
Molecular function (GO): signaling receptor binding; non-membrane spanning protein tyrosine kinase activity; ATP binding
Source: RefSeq, a predicted model, not a curated record